Messenger RNA from Juglans microcarpa x Juglans regia, 695 nucleotides. RefSeq names its product mitochondrial import inner membrane translocase subunit TIM10. Gene Ontology annotation, cellular component: mitochondrial inner membrane. The coding region runs from base 168 to 425 and encodes 85 amino acids. NCBI's taxonomy places the organism in Eukaryota, Viridiplantae, Streptophyta, Magnoliopsida, Fagales, Juglandaceae. Gene Ontology annotation, biological process: protein insertion into mitochondrial inner membrane. The record is from RefSeq and is a predicted model, not a curated record. The transcript is spliced from 6 exons.
AGACUCACUUCUAAAACCCUAACUGGGAUAUACUCCACCAAACUCGGACCGGCAUACAUAAAUCUAGGGUUUUUCAUUUUUCGGGUUCUGCUCGCAUCGAAUCCCUGAAACCUUAAACAGAGAGAUUCGUAUCAGGAGAACCGUGGUUACCAUCUCACGGAGGUCCAAUGGCCGCCAACAAUAAUCCGCCGUCAUCUUUGGAGAGAGAACAGAUCUUUGGAAUGGCCGAAAAGGAGAUGGAGUAUAGGGUCGAGUUGUUCAACAAGCUUACACAUACAUGUUUUAAUAAGUGCGUCGAGAAAAGGUACAAGGAGUCUGAACUAAAUAUGGGCGAAAAUAGUUGCAUUGAUCGCUGUGUUUCAAAAUAUUGGCAUGUGACUAAUCUAAUUGGCCAACUGCUCGGUUCCGGUCGUCCUCCUAUGUGAAACUGAGGCAGCUCCCAUUUUAAAGCUGUUCUACAUUAGUUAGAUGCUAUGCUGGCUGCCUGCCAAAGAAGGUGGAGACUAGAAUUAUUACCUUUUUUUUUUUUGUCUUUUUGUACCUAACUUUAUGAGUUGAUUUCCAUUUUAUUGUUUGAAAGGGGGAAAAUUAGCAUCAUUGUGAAUUUAUGCUGGCCCUAGCUCAAGUCUGAAAAAGUGUUUGCUCUUUCAUCAAUGAGAAAUCAUUCUUUGCCAGUUCAAAUCUGGUUCUUGGCA